AUGGCUUCAAUCCAAUGUCUCAACCCCAAGGCAGAACUUGCCAGACAUGCAGCUGCAUUGGAGCUCAACAUUAGUGGUGCAAGGGGUUUGCAGGAGGUGAUGCGGUCGAAUCUUGGCCCUAAGGGCACUCUGAAGAUGCUCGUGUCUGGGGCAGGUGAUAUCAAGCUUACAAAGGAUGGCAACAUUCUUUUGCAUGAGAUGUCAAUUCAACAUCCAACUGCGUCGCUAAUUGCUAAAGCUUCGACAGCACAAGACGAUAUUACUGGAGAUGGGACAACCUCCAUGGUUCUUCUAAUUGGUGAAUUAUUGAAGCAAGCGGAAAUAUACGUACUUGAGGGUGUACAUCCGCGUCUCAUCACCGAGGGAUUCGAAUGGGCUAACGCUCGCACACUUCAACUGCUUGACAAAUUUAAGCAGGAGGUAACAAUCGACCGGAAUUUGCUUAUCGAAGUUGCGAGAACGUCGCUAAGAACGAAACUUCAUCACAAACUUGCUGAUCAUAUUACUGAGUGUGUUGUUGACGCUGUUUUGGCCAUUCGACAAGGCGAUGCUGAACCUGAUUUGCACAUGAUAGAAAAGAUGGAAAUGCAUCAUGAAACUGAUAUGGAUACAACUCUUGUGCGUGGACUUGUGCUUGAUCAUGGUGCUCGUCAUCCUGACAUGCCCAAGCAUGUGGAAAAUGCGUUCGUGCUAACAUGCAAUAUAUCUUUGGAGUACGAAAAGACUAAAUUCCGGUCUUUUCUACAAAACUUUCAUAACGCGAAGAGUUCUCAAGAUUAUCGAGUUAAAGAAGAAGGUUUUCCUAUUUCAGUUUUGAUCUGCAAUUUUCAGGUCUGCAACGAAGGUGACAAUAAGGGCUUCGUUGUCAUUAAUCAAAAGGGGAUUGAUCCUCCAUCGCUGGAUCUUCUUGCUGCAGAAGGGAUUCUUGCCCUUCGUCGUGCUAAGCGUCGUAACAUGGAAAGGCUACAGUUGGCAACUGGCGGGGAAGCUGUAAACUCCGUCGAUAACCUCACUCCGGAUGUUCUUGGUUACGCUGGGCUAGUGUAUGAGCAUACAUUGGGUGAAGAAAAGUAUACAUUCAUUGAAAACUGCCGCGAUCCUAAAUCAGUUACGCUUCUGAUCAAGGGGCCCAACAAACACACCAUUCAACAGAUAAAAGAUGCAUUGCAUGACGGAUUAAGGGCUGUAUUUAACACGAUUACAGAUAAGGCCGUCCUUCCUGGAGCAGGCGCUUUCGAGAUCGCAGCAUAUUGUAUGUUAAAGAAGGAAGUUGAGUCUUUGAAGGGUCGAGCUAAAUUAGGUGCUUUGGCUUACGCUAAUGCUUUGCUGGUGAUUCCAAAGACUUUGGCAAUAAACUCUGGAUAUGAUGCCCAAGAAGUUAUCGUGAAAAUGGUGGAGGAACGAGAUGCUGGAGGAGACAUCCCAGUUGGAAUCGACCUCGAGAGUGGUUUGCCUACGCAACCCAUGGGCGUCUGGGACAACGUUGUUGUGAAGAAGAAUAGUCUUUCAUCGUCGUGCGUGAUCGCCUGUAAUCUUUUGCUUGUCGAUGAGGUAAUGCGUGCCGGAAUGACUAAUCUGAAGACGACGCAGCAAGAUUGA
Angiostrongylus costaricensis is the source of this 1599-nucleotide messenger RNA. NCBI's taxonomy places the organism in Eukaryota, Metazoa, Nematoda, Chromadorea, Rhabditida, Metastrongylidae. The record is from the annotation of a GenBank genome assembly.